Molecule: messenger RNA, 1141 nt
Organism: Amborella trichopoda
Lineage: Eukaryota; Viridiplantae; Streptophyta; Magnoliopsida; Amborellales; Amborellaceae
Source: RefSeq, a predicted model, not a curated record
UUAGAGAGAGAGGGGGGAUUAUUUUGAGUGUGCUGGAGAGAGAGAGAGAGAGAGAGAGAGAGAGCAUGUGUAUCGCUGCGUGGGCAUGGCGAGCUCAUCCCUUGUACCCACUCAUCCUCUUCUUCAACAGAGAUGAAUAUCUCAACAGGCCUACAGAGGCAGUAUCAUGGUGGGAAGAGCCUGAAAUUCUUGGUGGAAAGGAUGGCAUUGGAGGGGGCACAUGGUUGGCUUGCUCAAAGGAUGGACGAUUCGCUUUCCUCACCAAUGUUCUUGAAGUGGAUCAACUUCCUCUUGCCAAAACAAGAGGUCAACUUCCUGUUCGAUUCUUGCAGAGUGAGAACAGCCCUUUGGAGUUUGCAGAGGAAGUUGCAGAGGAAGCGCUUCAAUAUAAAGGCUUUAAUCUGGUUCUAGUUGAUCUUCACACCGAAACCAUGGUGUAUGUUACUAACAGGCCAAGUGGAGAGGCAGUAACCAUUAAAAAGGUUUCUCCAGGCCUUCAUGUGCUCUCAAAUGCUUCAUUGGAUACCCUCUGGCCUAAGGCUAAUCGGCUGCGUAAAAAUUUCAAGAAACUUCUUAGACAAUAUGGUAAAGAAGAGAUCCAUCAGAUAAAGUUUCUCGAUCAGUUGAUGUUGGAUACUACCAGAGCUGACAGAGAAAACCUGCCAAAUACUGGCUGUGAUUCAGACUGGGAACUCGGUUUAAGUUCUAUAUUUGUUGAUACUCAGACUAAACAGGGACGCUUGUGCACUCGAAGCAUGAUUGCACUCUGUGUAAAAGCCAACAGUGAAGUAAACUUGUAUGAGAGAUAUCUAGAAGAGGGCAUAUGGAAGGAGCACUCCACAUUCUAUUUCAUAAACAGCACCUGAUGAAAACCACUCAAUUUCAGGAUUUGAACAGCCAUUUCCAAUAAAUGCUGCGUUUUAGGGCUGUGAAAAUUACGGGCAAUUGCCGAUGCCUAUAAUUUUCCAAAUUUUAGUUUGCUCCUGGUGACAAUUAGCUGUUCUCUAAUUUAUUUAUUUGUCUAUUAGCAUCUAAACUCCAAUUUGUGAGUUAUACAUUAGCAUUUUCCAUUAUGUAUUAUAACUUUAUAAGUUUUCUGGACUUGAGUUUUAUUAAAAGCAAGCAGCAAUUACUGAUAAAA